AUGCCACACUGGGAUGCCACACUGGAAUGCCACACUGGAAUGCCACCGAGGGUCAGGAGGGCAUGGGCCACACUGGGAAUGCCACACUGGAAUGCCACACUGGAAUGCCACCGAGGGACAGUCCAGUCCAGCUCCUCUUCUCUGAUGGACCCUCACCUGCCCCUCCACUCCACAGAGCCGCUCCCCUCCUCCUUCCAGAUGGGUGAGCGUGACCCCCAGCCCGACCCCCAGGCGACCCACGACCUCAGUCGGGUGCUGCUGCCUCUGGGCCUGGCGGUCCUGGCGGUGGCGGCGGCGGGCAUCAACUCGCUGGUCAUCACGGCCAUUCUGGCGACACGCAGGCUGCGAAGCCCGGCCAACUACCUGAUCUGCUCGCUGGCGCUGACGGACCUGCUGGUGGCGGUGCUGGUGAUGCCGGUGAGCAUCGUGUACAUCGGCGAGGAGCGCUGGGCGCUGGGCACGGCGCUGUGCCACCUGUGGCUGGGCGUGGACGUCACCUGCUGCACCUGCUCCAUCCUGCACCUGGCCGCCAUAGCGAUCGACCGCUACCGCGCCAUCACCGACGCCGUGGCCUACUCGCGGAAGCGCACGGCGCGCCACGCUCUCCUCACCAUCUCCGCCGUGUGGCUGCUCAGCGUGCUCGUGUCGCUGCCCCCGCUGGUGUGGAGGAGACAGGACGAGGGGCGCGAGACAGAAGGCGGGGUCACGCAGUGCCUGAUGGAGCACGACCACGUGGCCUUCACCGUCUACUCCACGUUCGGCGCGUUCUACAUCCCCCUGCUGCUCAUCCUGGUUCUGUACUACCGGAUCUACCACGCGGCCCAGACCCUGCGGAACCGGCACGGCAGCCGGCUGGUGCGGUGCACGGUGAGCAGCGUGGUUCUGCCGGGGGGGGAAGGGUCCGGGUCCGGGUCCGGGUCCGGGUCGGGCUGGGAGCGGGACGGCACGCUCAGCCCCGUCACCCUCAGCCCCGUCACCCUCAGCCCCACCACCGAGCGCUCCUUCUCAGAACUCCAACGAGGGGACCGACCGGACCCGCAUCACGGGCGCCGGCGCCGCAGGGCGGCCCUCACGCUGGGGCUGAUCCUGGGGGCCUUCGUGGUCUGCUGGCUCCCCUUCUUCCUGAAGGAGGUGAUCGUCAACAGCUGCCCGUCCUGCGGCACCUCGGCGGCGGUGGCCGACGGCCUCACCUGGCUGGGCUACCUGAACUCCCUCAUCAACCCCCUCAUCUACACCGUCUUCAACGAGGACUUCAAGAAGGCCUUCAAGAGGCUGCUGGCUUUCCACUGCAACCACUACAGAUGA
Molecule: messenger RNA, 1305 nt
Organism: Clupea harengus (Atlantic herring)
Lineage: Eukaryota; Metazoa; Chordata; Actinopteri; Clupeiformes; Clupeidae
Gene: htr1fb
Product: 5-hydroxytryptamine (serotonin) receptor 1Fb
Exons: 3
Coding region: 1-1305 (434 amino acids)
Biological process (GO): adenylate cyclase-activating adrenergic receptor signaling pathway; positive regulation of MAPK cascade
Cellular component (GO): plasma membrane
Molecular function (GO): G protein-coupled serotonin receptor activity
Source: RefSeq, a predicted model, not a curated record